Gigantopelta aegis is the source of this 3648-nucleotide messenger RNA. Its product is annotated as protein phosphatase 1 regulatory subunit 7-like. The transcript has 2 exons. Gene Ontology annotation, molecular function: protein binding. The coding region runs from base 71 to 1621 and encodes 516 amino acids. Lineage: Eukaryota; Metazoa; Mollusca; Gastropoda; Neomphalida; Peltospiridae. The record is from RefSeq and is a predicted model, not a curated record.
CUUAGCACCACGAUAAACAAAAAUGUAUGAUUUCCAUUAGAUGCCUUUUUACCCCUUGUACAUUUAAACAAUGAACGCAAAACUCAAAGCAAGAGUUGCAGGAACUCUACCAAAUGGAAUUGGUCUUCCAGUUGGGAUUGUGCCGGUUGGUUCACGACCACGUUUAGUACGAAAACGAACCCCAAGUGCUGGAGCCUCUAGAACAUCGUCGAUUGCUUCCACACCAUCAAGAGUAUCGCUGAGUUCUCCAAAACGAAAAUCCAGAAGUCCGAGUACCAACAGCGUUACAAGUGAUGAUGACUGUCCGGAGAAUGAUGUCAGGUUUAUCAACAUACCCAGUCCAAAGUCAGAAAGUAAGCAAGGUGGGCUUAACCAAAAACAAAAACAACGAAAAAGUAUUAAUCCACAGGAAGUGUUGCAACAGUGUCAGGAAUCGGAUUACAACAAAGUGUAUGAAGUAGUUCUUCAUGCAGAGGAUCUCACUGAGGUGGGCAAUCUCGAGAAAUUCAGGAAAUUAAAAAUUCUUGAUCUCUCUUGCAAUCACUUGAAAAAAAUUGAUGGACUAGAGUCCUGUCCUGACUUGAGAGAACUGAAACUGUACGGGAAUGAAAUUGAGGCUAUCGAGAACCUAAAUACUUUAAAAGAUUUGUGUAGUCUUCAUCUGCAGCACAAUAAGAUAAAAAAGAUUGGCCGUGGUUUGAGCGGCUUGAAGAAGCUCAAACAAUUGAGGCUGGACAGUAACCAACUAGUCAAACUUGAGACCAGUGACCUGGUAGCCUGUGUUCAGCUCACGACUAUAAACCUCAGCUCAAACUUCAUCGACAAUCUGAAGGCUUUAAGUUACUUACCAAACUUGGUGGAGCUGUUUGCCUCAGGUAACAGACUCAGGAAAGUUUCUGAUCUGCAGCGAUGUAAGCAACUACAGGAAGUUGAUCUGUCCAAGAACCACAUUACCGACCUUACUGGACUGAAUAACUUGUCAAACCUGCAGAUUCUGGACAUCUCCUGUAACCAGCUGACCUGUCUGAAGAGUCUGGGAAAGCUGAAGUCUUUAGAAGACAUCAACGUGUCCAAUAAUAAACUGUCUGAGUUGUCCGACAUCCCAGACAUAUUUCCCAAAUUAGAGAUUUUGAAUUUGUCUGAUAAUGCUGUCACAGACUGGGAUGAGAUCUGUGUUCUGUCAUCAUGUCCAGAUCUUGUGGAGAUCAGUCUGGCAGGAAACCCAGUGACGCUGGAGUCUGGUGAAAUGCCAAACUAUCACUUUGAAAUCCAGAUAGACUUACCAGAAAUAGAGGUUGUUGAUGGAGCUGUGGUGAAACGGCCAUCAGCCAAGUCGAGUGUUCCACUGAUGCGACCCAUGUCAGCAUCCAAUAUUGUGAGCACAAGACAAAUGGAUGUCCAGAUAAAGGCAUUUGAUGAACAGUUUAAGUCAAUGGAAAACAGCAUAUCGAGCCGUUUUCAAUCCUUGAAAGAAACCUUUGACACUCUCCCUACUGAGGCUCCAGCUCCUAGUGAUAGAUCCAGACCAACCAGUUCCACGGACCUCCUGUCAAGCAGAUGCAGCAACAGAGCUAGAAUAAUGGCUGCCAAGUCAUUUGCAGUGGAAAACUUCGAGACUUGACCAGUUUCCAUAUACACAGAGGAGUUCACAUUUAAUACCACUUUUACACCACACAGAAUCACAAUACGGAUAACCUCACCUUCUAACUUUUAAUCUUACAUGGCAACCCUACCACUCAUUGUAAUGAUAUGAUGAAUACAUUUGAAAAAGUAUGGAUUAAAAAACCCCAAUCCACAUGCCUUAUACAGGCAAAAUUAAUAUUGUUGAUGAAUCCACACUUCGUAUGCAUUUUACAACUUAAUACAUUCUUCUAAAUGUAAAAUGUAACUGCAAAAGUAACUGUUAUAGAUUCUUUUUAAUGAAGAAUUUAUUUAAAUUGCAAGGAAUAUUAACAAAUUAAUUACAAAUAUCCUUUCUGCCCUCAUCAAAACACUCUGGCCAGUAAAUCCUCAGCAGUAUUUGACAAGUUUUGUUGCACUUGAAGGAGUCUUCAUCAAAAUACAUUAUUAUCACCAGUAGACGAAAGCUGUAAAGUUGAAAAGUGGGUGAGCAGCAUGGUUACAAGUAACGGUGGUGGUGAAUUUCUUGUGUGUUGACACAACAUUCGUUAAAAUUGAAGUAUACAAGAUGAGUUCAGUAAUGAUUCUCAAUCAGGGUUAGAUACAUGGACACAUCAGGGCUUAGGAUUUGAAAAUCAAUGUUCAGCAAGUAACUGAUCUCCUGAAAUUAUGUACGAGAGCAAUUGCUCCCAGUGUAACAGUUCACUAGUUUUGUGUAAAUAUAUUAACAAUAUCGGCAUGUGACAAGGUGAGUAGUUUUUCACCCACUUGCAAAUAGUUUUGUACAAUUCCACACAAGCGGGAGCAAUUGCUCGUGUCAAACCACAAGGAUUGACCCAUGAAUAUCGACAAUCCAUUUUUGUUCACAGUCAAGUGUUUCACUAAAGCAAUUUGAGCACUAGCCUCAAUUUUAUACAACAUGCAUGACUUAUGAUGGUAUGAAUGAAAGUGGAUUGGAAACAUUGUUAUACAUCAGUUGAGUGUAGUAAGUAAAUAUUUUCAGAUGAAAAUUAUUAUCAGUUAGCUAUGUCUGAAUUGGAAGGACAAUCAUGCUAACAGUUGAGAAAUGUUUAUCCCUGUCAUUGAAGUAAAGGUAAUUUGUGAUAAGUAUAAACAGAGAUAGAAAUAUUUCAUUCAGUGUAUGUAUGGCCUCGUGGGCCGAGGUGCUGUGUGUUUAUCACUUCAGUCAAUAUGUGCAUCUGAACCAGACCUGAAUACAGAAAAUAUUCAAAUGACAUUGUUCGCAAUUAUGUGAAUUAUAGUCACAGCUAUUGAUUGCUUAAACAUAAUCAACAGUUGACAUAAUCAGAUGCAGGGCUUUUCUAGCAGUAGCCAAAUUUGCCAAUUAAGAAUUUUAAAAUGAAUUGGCAAAUUUUAAUUUGAUCAAUAAAUUUCAUGUAGUAAUUUAUAUUUUGUUAAAAAAUAACUGGGUUUUUGCAAUAUUUGAUGUUUAAUAGAUAGUUUGGCGAAAUGGUCUGAUCAUCUAGAGAUAGCCCCCAUAAGAUGUCCCAGGAAUGGAUUAUCUCCCCAUACCUCACCAUAUUUUCAUAUUGAGCAUCUUAAAGUCACUACUGUUUGUACAUGUAAAAAAAACACUUUUGUAGUUCUCAAUGUCAAUUUUACUGAUGCAAAACAGUUGUCCUUUCUCCCUAAACAAGGUUGAGAAAACCCUGCAACUAUAUUAUUUAAUUUUCUAAUCACGCACCAUAUGGUGCAAACACUGAACUCCUAAUUUCACUAUAUCGUCUAAAAACAGAAGAAAAGUAUUUUUCAAGAAAAAUGGAAAACUCCCUGGGUCAAAGUUGUCAAAAUAAAUUGUAUUUGUCAAGUUGAUUGAAUGUUGAAUUUAAUAAUUCUUACACUGUAUGGUGUUCGAUGAACUAUGGUUAUAAAAAUAGCUUAAAAAAUGGAAAUUGUGAAUACAGAAUAUUCUCAACUACUAAGAAUGACGUUUUAUGUUGUUGAACUUUAUUUUUGUUUUGUUGAUUGAAGAAUACUGUAUAAUUAAUUAAACUGUGGACAAAAACA